Messenger RNA from Corticium candelabrum, 2172 nucleotides. Its product is annotated as putative ammonium transporter 1. Lineage: Eukaryota; Metazoa; Porifera; Homoscleromorpha; Homosclerophorida; Plakinidae. Gene Ontology annotation, cellular component: plasma membrane. Gene Ontology annotation, biological process: ammonium transmembrane transport; ammonium homeostasis. Bases 309 to 1172 code for a protein of 287 amino acids. Gene Ontology annotation, molecular function: ammonium channel activity. The record is from RefSeq and is a predicted model, not a curated record. The transcript is spliced from 8 exons.
CUUCUUGUCAGUCGUUGCAUCAUGCAUCGAUAUUCGUCGAUUUUUAAUUACUUCAAGUGUUGCUGUGGCGUACUCCGUCUAUUUCAAAUGCGGGAGAGCCUAGAGUGGAAACGUUGGGCUCUAGGUGCGACGACGUGGGAGCCGCGACAAGGAAAGUUAGAGAAAUUUGCGUUCUGAUGGCAGCGUCAUAGAAAACAAAAGCAGAAGUCAAGAUUCAAGCUGUAGUGAGCAGAUGAAAGACAUUGCCUAGAUAGAUCUAGAAGCGUCACGUGAUUUAUAUUUCAACUUGCAUAUUUGGUUUAUCAAGGAUGGCGCCUAUCAGUAAUGUUGAGGACACUAUUGCCACUAUCCUUGCCAUUAUUGUUUUCUUUAUGCAGGCUGGCUUUGCAUUUUUGGAAGCUGGUUCAGUUCGAUCUAAAAACACGACCAGCGUACUGUUCAAGAACUUUAUGGAUGCUAUUUGUGGCUGUGUUGCAUAUUGGGCAAUGGGAUAUGCACUUGCCUUUGGAGAUGGCAAUGCAUUUAUGGGAACGGAGCACUUCUUUCUUUCAGGAGUUAGACUCUAUGAUACAGAGUUGGUGAAAUGGUUUAUUUUCUACGUUUAUGCUAUUACGGCGACCACAGUUGUGAGUGGAGCUAUGGCAGAGAGAACACAACUGAAGAGUUAUUUGAUAUUCACCAUUUUAUGUACAGGAUGGGUACAGCCUAUUGCCUCUCAUUGGGUAACUUCAGAAGAAGGAUGGUUGCAAUCUGGUUUUUUUGAUGAGAAUUACAAUGUGACUAUUCGCUAUGUGGAUUUUGCUGGAAGCAGUUACAUUCACGUUGUUGGAGGGAUGUCUGCUCUUGUAGGUGCUGCUGUAGUUGGUGCACGUAGCGGUCGUCUUGAUGAGAGAGGAAAUCUGGUAACGAUAUCAUCACAUGCAACAACAAUGUCAACACUAGGAGGGUUUAUUGUAAUAUUUGGCCUCUUUGCAUUGAAUUUGAUUGCUCACAGCAGUAUUUCUGAAAUCAAUGAUGGCGGCAUACAUGGACUUAUUGUCGUCAACUGCAUACUGGCAGCUUCUGGAGGUAGUCUCACUGUUGUAGUAUAUAGACGACUGACUGAUCGGCAAAAUAAACAAUGGAGUCUUGUUGCCGCUAUCAAUGGCUCAUUAGUUGGACUGGUAAGUUAAUAUUAUGGUAACUGCUUAAUGUGUGAUAUACUAUAAAAAAUUAUAUUUAAAUAAUUGUAAUGCAAUUUGUAUCAUUUUUGGUGUAGGUUUCUAUUAGUGCAGGUGCUAAUGUGGUAUAUCCAUAUGGAGCAUUUGCUGUUGGUUUAGUAUCAGGGUUGGUGUACAGCUUUUCAACAAAGAUGGUUGAACGUUACAGAGUGGACGAUCCAUUGGACGCUAUUGCAGUGCAUCUUGGUGGUGGCAUAUGGGGAGUUUUGUCUGUUCCAUUUCUGGAUGCCAAUAUGGGCCUAUUCUACAAAGGAAACAGACUCUCCAUGCUAUUCAUUGGCUGGAAUUUGUGCGGCUUGUUUGUGAUAGCCAUAUGGACAUUCAUGUGGGCUUCUGUUAUAUUUGGAAUUUUGGCCUGCUUGAAUGUUCUUCGGGUUUCAUCGGAAGAAGAACGAAAAGGUCUUGAUGUUGUAAAGCACGGUGAAAGAGCAUAUGCCCAAAAUAGCAAAGACAGCAGGAGACUGACUCGCAGAUUUUCUGAUGCUCUCGGUAAUGUCCAUGGAAUUAACCUAGCAACUGGUUUGCAGUGGUCUUCUGAUGGUUGUGAAAUGCAGCCUGAGCAGCCUACAGUAGGAGGCACUGUUGCUGAAAAUGUGAAUGUUGACGAUGGUAUUAGAGCUUCUACCCCUACCAAAGAAUUGCCCAGCAGCAGCAUGGGGCCACUGGAAAUAUCCUCGGUGUAGCAAAUAUGCUGCCAAUUAUAUGAACCAAUUUAUGCAAUUAUACAAAUUCUGGAACUCUAUGCAGUAAACAAUGCUUUUACAAAUAAUUAGUAAUGUAUAGUUGUCUUCUGCAUUGAUUGUUUGAUGCACUACACUUAUUGAUCCACCGCUGAUCUUGUUAUGCUUUUCUGCUUUUCUGCACGUGACAUUAAAAUCAAGAUUAUGUGUUAUAGUUGUGAUAUUUAACAGCUUUACUUACAUAACUUAUUCUUCAAUGAUAUUUAGUAUAU